CCUAUCCAAAAGCUCAAUAGUCAGAAACAAUGGGAGUGGCAGCAAACGCACCGUUAACAAUGAUGAUAGAGUGUUCCACCUCCAGAAAUUCCACCAUGGAACUCAAAUGGCUCAGAACUACAACAACAAUAAAAUCAACCACCAACAAGAACCUUCUCUUUAGACCACCCAUCUUCCCAAUUUACAUCUCUACUGAUCCCCACCACGUCGAUUCUCUCUCACAGCGCCGUCGUUGUCUCCGUCUUCUGCAAGUCUCACCACGUUCUUGCCGCUGCUGAUAGUGGUGACGAUGGAAGUUUUGGGAUGGACGAUUUGGUUGAGUGUGUGACGCCGGUGACUCCUUCCGACGGUGAAUUGGUGGGGUUUGGGCGUGCCGUUUCUGACUGCGGCCUCACUGCUUCAAUUUAUGAUGUCAUGGUUAUUCCAUCCCUGAGGAGAAUGGGAAUUGGAAGGGUGAUACUUAAAAGAAUUGUGAGAAUGCUUAUAAAUAGAGGUGUUUAUGACAUAGCAGCCCUUUGCACCGAGAACGAGAGGUUGUUUUUUAAGGCAUGUGGAUUUGGGGGUGACAUUUUAGGCUCUACAACCAUGAUGUACACCAGAACUGCUUCAUCUACUGCCGAGGAAGAACUAACCUUUACACGUGCGGGUAGAAAGCUAUUGUUGAUUCCCCCUCUUAAGUCUUAAGGGACCAUACGAGUCUUCAAGAACAACAUGAACAGUGAGUGGAAUCAGGACACACACUGCUCUACAAGAGGUUUGAUAAAUAGGUGUCUCCAUUGAAAAUUUGUAAAUGCUAAAUAUACAAAAAUUGUUGCAGUUUCGUUGUAAAUGUAGAAACAUGAUAAAUGGAUGAAUACUCUCUUUUGUAGAACAUCUGCAUAUAAACACUCUUAACUUUCCAAA
Arachis ipaensis is the source of this 903-nucleotide messenger RNA. Its product is annotated as GCN5-related N-acetyltransferase 3, chloroplastic. NCBI's taxonomy places the organism in Eukaryota, Viridiplantae, Streptophyta, Magnoliopsida, Fabales, Fabaceae. The record is from RefSeq and is a predicted model, not a curated record. Gene Ontology annotation, molecular function: N-acetyltransferase activity.